ACCAAUCAAUAUAGCAUGCCUUUAGCAAUGUUUGUUGGAUUCAACAACAAGUUGCAAAAUGUUGUUUUUGGUCAGGCAUUGUUGAGGGACGAAAGAGCAGAUACCUUUGAGUGGUUGUUCAAGCAAUUUAGAGCUUGUAUGGGGGGCACGGAUCCUAUUGUUAUCUUCACAGAUCAAGAUUCUUCAAUUGAGAAGGCAAUAAAUUUGGUAUUUGAAAAGACGUACCACAGAUAUUGCCGCUGGCAUGUCACGAACAAGUUUCGGAAUGAGCUGAAUCAGUUUAAUACCCAACAUCCCGGCCUGUCUGAAACCUUAACUUCUGUUAUCAAUCAUCCACUCAGACCGAUUGAAUUUGAGCAAGCCUGGGCUGCAAUGCUUGACAAAUAUGAAGUUCAUGAGUCCAAAGUGCUGAUGAAGUUGUACGACGAAAGGAACAUGUGGGUGGGUGCUUAUUUCAAAGAGAUAUUCUGAGGGACGAUGACUUCGAC
Panicum virgatum (switchgrass) is the source of this 488-nucleotide messenger RNA. Its product is annotated as protein FAR1-RELATED SEQUENCE 5-like. Bases 16 to 471 code for a protein of 151 amino acids. NCBI's taxonomy places the organism in Eukaryota, Viridiplantae, Streptophyta, Magnoliopsida, Poales, Poaceae. Gene Ontology annotation, biological process: regulation of DNA-templated transcription. The record is from RefSeq and is a predicted model, not a curated record. The transcript has 2 exons.